Syzygium oleosum is the source of this 1182-nucleotide messenger RNA. Its product is annotated as protein SRG1-like. Lineage: Eukaryota; Viridiplantae; Streptophyta; Magnoliopsida; Myrtales; Myrtaceae. The coding region runs from base 114 to 1049 and encodes 311 amino acids. The record is from RefSeq and is a predicted model, not a curated record. The transcript is spliced from 4 exons.
AACAACCAAAAAGCAAGAUCUAAGCAUAAAUAAGCGCCUUCUCACCAACUCUUACUCAUCAAAAUCGAACCCACCAAAAGCAAGAUCUCUCUCUCCCUCCAAUAGUAGAACUUAUGAUGGCUUGCGAAACAGAUGGUGGUGUUCCAGUGACAUUCCCAGUGAUUGAUAUCAGCCUUCUGUCCUCAGAAGAUGAGCUUCAGAAACUCAGUUCAAUUCUCAGCUCUUGUGGAUGCUUCCAGGCUAUCGGUCAUGGAAUGUCCGUUGGAUAUCUUGACAAAGUGCGCGAAGUUGCUAAACAGUUCUUCGCACUGCCAAACGAAGAGAAACAGAAAUGCUCACGAGCUUUGAAUGAGGUGGAAGGAUAUGGCGAUGACUUGGUUGUGACCGAAAACCAAAUCAGAGACUCUUGCUGUCGUCUGUUUCUUAGAGUAUUUCCCGAAGAUCAAAGGAGGCUCAAUCUUUGGCCUGAAAAUCCCUCUGAUUUUUCUGAAAUCUUGCAUGAAUAUGCCCUCAAGGUGAAAUCAAUAAUGAAUGAUCUUUCCAAGGCCAUGGCGAGGUCGCUCAAGUUGGAAGAGAACAGCUUCUUGAACCAGUUUGGAGACCGGCCGGUGAUGCAAGUGAGGUUCAACUUCUACCCGCCCUGUUCCAGGACCGAAGUCUUUGGUGUCAAACCUCAUUCAGACAGAUCGGGAAUCACAGUUCUUCUGCAAGACAGAGAAGUCGAAGGCCUCCAAGUCCGAAAAGACGGUGCUUGGUACACGGUUCCCGUCAUCCCUGACGCUCUUGUGGUCAAUCUCGGCGAUCAGAUGCAGAUAAUGACCAAUGGGAUAUUCAAGAGCCCGGUGCAUCGAGUAUUGACAAAUGCGAACAAACUGAGGUUGUCGGUUGCCGUGUUCAGUGAGCCAGAGGCGGAAAAAGAGAUCGGACCGGUGGAUAGCCUCAUCGAUGAGACAAGGCCGAGGUUAUACAGAAACGUCAGAAACUUCGCUGCUUUCAACUACGAAUGCUUUCAGAAAGGCAAGGUCGCACUCGAGGAAGUGCGGAUUUGACUGAUGGUCUAGAAUGCAUUGUGAUCUGAAGUCCGAAUCUUGAAAAGUUCAGAUGACUUUAGAGCCCAUUUUUCUAAAUUCACGAUCGGGUUGCAUGUUGGGCCUACUCAAAUAAUAUUCAUAAUCUCGCCUA